This is a messenger RNA of Gigantopelta aegis, 3479 nucleotides long. RefSeq names its product retinoblastoma-binding protein 5-like. The record is from RefSeq and is a predicted model, not a curated record. Gene Ontology annotation, cellular component: Set1C/COMPASS complex. Gene Ontology annotation, molecular function: protein binding. The transcript is spliced from 17 exons. Lineage: Eukaryota; Metazoa; Mollusca; Gastropoda; Neomphalida; Peltospiridae. Bases 28 to 1566 code for a protein of 512 amino acids.
UUAACUUCCGGUUUUUGAGCGGGCACAAUGAAUUUAGAAUUAUUGGAGUCGUUUGGACAGAAUCAUCCCGAGGAUUUUGAUGGUGCUUUGGACUGUGUGAGUAUUGCUGUGACGUGCUGCUUCAACAGACAGGGGACGCUUCUCGCCGUCGGAUGUAACGAUGGUCGUAUCGUCAUCUGGGAUUUCCUGACACGCGGGAUCGCCAAGGUGAUCACCGCCCACGUCCACCCAGUGUGCUCCCUCAGCUGGAAUCGAAACAGUCGCCGACUGCUCAGUGCCGGCACAGACAACACUGUAUCCGUGUGGGACAUUCUCACCGGGGAAAGUAUCAAGGUUUAUCGCUUCCCGUCUCCUGUCCUCAAAGUUCAGUUUCACCCUAGAGACAGCAACCUUUUUCUGGUUUUUCCCCUCAAACAUGCCGCUGUCAUGAUGACGCUCAAUGGAUCUUAUGAAAUGGUUCCUCUUGAUGAUGAUUCUGAUCUCAAUAUUGUGGGGUCAUUUGACCGGAGAGGAAAAUACAUUUAUACAGGAAAUGCGAAAGGCAGGAUUUUAGUAUUAAAAGCUGACGACCUUGAACUUGUGGCAUCUUUCCGAGUGACGACGGGCACACUGAACACCACAGCAAUUAAAUCUAUAGAGUUCGCUCGCAGAGGAGAAUGUUUUCUUGUCAAUUCUGCCGACCGAAUUAUUCGAGUGUAUGAGAGUAGAGAGGUUCUUGCCUGCAGUAAAGAUGGUGAACCGGAACCCAUACAGAAACUCCAGGAUCUUGUCAACAAAACGUUAUGGAAGAAGUGUUGUUUCUCGGGGGACGGGGAGUAUGUUGUCGCUGGGUCGGCACGGCAACACUCACUCUACAUCUGGGAGAAAGCUGUCGGCAAUCUGGUGAAGAUUCUUCAUGGAACUAAAGGGGAAUUACUCUUGGAUGUGGUGUGGCAUCCUGUUCGGCCGAUCAUUGCCUCAAUAUCCAGUGGUCUCGUGUCAAUCUGGGCCCAGAACCAAGUGGAAAACUGGAGUGCAUUUGCCCCUGACUUUAAAGAACUUGAUGAAAACGUUGAGUAUGAAGAACACGAAUCUGAGUUUGAUAUUGAAGAUGAAGACAAGGAGAAAGAAGAAAUGAAAGGUCCCGAUGAUGAAAACACUGAAGUGGACGUCACCACAGUGGAAGCCAUUCAGGCGUUUGUCAGCAGUGAUGAAGAUGACGAGGACGCGUCUGCUCUGCUCUAUCUUCCUGUGUCUCCCGAGAUUGAUGAACCGGAGGAGGGCUGGCCGGCAGUAGGCGAACAGAGGUUUCCAGUUCCAUUGCCUACGAGGACAUCAGAGGAUCAGCCUACACCACCGGAAAAGAAAAGGCACAGUUCGGAGCAGACAUCUGUCAAAAAGAAGAAAAUUAAACCAGUCGACAUAGACCUUCCUGAAGCUCCUCUUGAUGAAAUUCAUCCCUUUUUGAAUGUGAAGAAAUCACAGGAGAAAUCCCAGUCUAGAAAACCGAGACCAUCGAAGCCGAGAUCAUCAAAACCUGAGAAGUCAAGACACAGAGAACGAGACGGCUACAAGGAAAACAUAUGAAGCAUGAAGAUACUGUUUGUGGAUGGUGGACAUACUGUGAAGAAAUACUUGUGGUCAAGCGGGACUGGUACAUAACACACACUGACCACUGUAUAUAGUAGUGUCUAAUACCAUACACUGACCGCUGUAUAUACAGGCCCUAAUCUUGCCGGUGAAAUGAGUGCUUUUUUCACCGAAAGUCCGCUCAAGUCACCAAGUUAUUAGCAGUAGUGAGAAGUCGAAGUCGCCGUAAUAUUCUGGAUCUAAUCCAGAUUUCAAAAACAGGCAUCAAGACCCUGACUUGUUUAUUGUCAGAGCUCACUUGGCACCUUGUCGCGGUAUGUCGGACAGUGUUUAUACUUUGGUGUCAGAAGGUAUCCUCGAGUAACCGUGAACCAGCAUAUUAACAGGAAAUGGUUUAUACCAUGCACACUGUAGUCUUUUACCUUGUUCAGUUUAUUAUCAAAAUCAACCAACAAAUGUUAAUACUCAUGCCAGUUUCUGUUAUGAAGAGGUUAAAUACAUGUAGUAUAAUGUGGACAUUCUUCAGAAACGUCAGUGACCAGUAAACUGGGCUAUCGUUUUUUUAAAGUGCUACGUGUUACGCCACAUGCUGUGACCAGUCAAGCAUUGUUAAUCCUCGACCACAUUAAUUUCAAUAAUGUAAAAAAAUACUAAUUAAUACUUUAAUUUUAACAUAAUGGCACUUAAUACUUACACAUUUUUAAUGAAACAUAUAACCGUUUUGCUUAAACUUUAUUACCGGAAGUAGUAUUUAAUAUGGAAAUAUUACAAUUAGAAACAAGAAACCUGAUUGAACACGGAAACUGACGAAAUGUUAUGAAAUGUACCGAUAAAUGUCCACUUCACCUAUUUUUAUCAAACUUCUCCCCUUUCUUCUCCUACCUUUUCAGUUCAAGAUUAGGGCCUGUAUAUAGUAUUGUGUCCAAUACCACGACUGUGUGUCGAUUUACAUAGAGAAAAAGUGCUGAAUAGAACUAUUGUAACACACAUUAAUGAAUUCGCAAUUCAUUCUGCUGAUGUGCUACUUCGGUUUUCACCAGGAACAAAAUCAAGGCAAGUAGAGGUUCACUUUUCUGAAAUAAUGUCAGGAGAGAAAUCACACGGUUUCAGAUAAAAUGUUUUUCAAAUUUGAUUGCAAGGUGAUCAGUUUGCAGCCAUGUUAAAACAUUCCAGGUGAAUGUAAAGGAGAGCGAUGAAUGCUACUUUGUGUUUUGUCUGCCUAUCAAUAGUAAUAAAGAAAGCUGAGGGAGGGAGAGUAAUUGUUAUUUUAAGUAAAGCUGGGCGGUAUUGAAAUUUAAGGUUCAGUAUCAGUAUUUUUUGGGCAAUUUACCUCGGUAUCAUUACGGUAUUCGGUAUGGACACAAUACCGAUAACGAUAUCGAGCAGUAUUUUCGGUAUACUCAGCUUUAAAUGCAUGUUUAAGUUAAGGCUCACCCUCUAACUUCAUCUAAAUAAAAUAAAAUUACAUACACAAGGCUCUCCUCUCUCUCUCUCCUUUUCAGCCAUUUUGCAUAGUGCUUUACUAAAUGGCGGGAAACAUUUUUCAAUACCGAAAUUUCAGUAUUUGGAGAUUUGCUCGGUACAGUAAAUCGGUACUGACAGGAUACCAAUACCAAACGGUACAUACGGUAUACUGCCCAGCUCUAAUUGUGAGGGAUGCAGGAAUAGGACCCGUGAAUUACAAAUAUGUUUAUCCUCCUAGGCAGACAAAAAAAGCUUUGAAAGACUACCGUUUGAGUAGACUCUUCAUACUGGUCACACAGCAGUUAUUGGUCCCAUUUGUAGAUAUGUCAUCCUUAUCUAUAGGUCAUCCUUAUCUAUAGGUCAUCCUUAUCUAAACUUGAUUCACAUGUUGUCAAAUAUUAUUGUGUACAUUUUGUAAAUAAAAAGUAAAAAAAACACCUAUAAAA